CAACAACAAAAAGUUGCUUGCACCCAACUGAACGUGUCAUUAACUUCUCUCAAAAGGAAAAGUGGGAAAUAUGAAGUCACUCUUUCAAAAGCUAGUUUCUCAAUGUGCUAUAUUCAUAUUCAUAUACAUAUGUUGGUGUUGUGCCGCAACAUUCAUCUUUCAACAUGCUUCUUGUGUGAGUCUGCGAAACCAUGAAACAGUGCCAGCAGUGUUUACAUUUGGGGACUCUAUACUAGACACUGGAAACAACAACCAUAUCCCCACUCUUAUCAGAUGCGAUUUCAAACCAUAUGGUAGAGAUUUUGGUGAAGGAAAUCAUCCAACCGGGAGGUUCAGCAAUGGCUUAGUCCCUUCAGACAUCAUUGCUGCAAAGUUUGGAGUCAAGAAGCUUCUACCUCCUUAUCUUGAUCCAAAUUUGCAACUUCAAGAUCUCCUCACUGGAGUAACCUUUGCCUCAGGUGGUGCUGGGUAUGAUCCUCUAACAGCUAUAUUAGUGUCAGUGAAAUCAUUAUCAGAUCAAUUAGACAUGUUCAAGGGGUAUAUUAAGAAGAUACAAGAAGCAGUUGGAAGCAACAGAACAGCAAUGAUAGUGUCUAAAAGCAUAUACAUAGUGUGCUCAGGAAGUGAUGACAUUGCCAAUACAUAUGCUGAAACGCCAUUUAGGAGAUUCAAGUAUGAUAUUCCAUCAUAUACCGACUUUAUGGCUUCAGAAGCCUCAAAAUUCUUGCAGGAACUUUAUGGAUUAGGAGCUAGAAGGAUUGGAGUAUUCAGUGUACCAGUUGUAGGGUGUGUGCCUGCACAAAGAACAAUUGGUGGAGGCAAGCACAGAGCAUGUGUAAACUCUUCCAACCAAGCAGCAGUACUCUUCAACUCCAAGCUCUCUUCUCAAAUUGAUCAACUUGCAAAAAAGUUUUCAGAUGCUAGGCUUGUGUAUCUUGAAUCUUACUACCCAUUUCUGGACAUCAUUCAAAAUCCUGCUAAAUAUGGUUUUAAAGAAACAGAGAAAGGAUGUUGUGGAACUGGGUAUAUAGAAGGCGCCAUUUUGUGUAACCCUUAUACCAGAAACUCAUGCUCAAAUACUUCCGACCAUGUAUUCUGGGACAGUUAUCAUCCUUCAGAAAAGGCUUAUUAUGCACUUAGUUCUCUAGUGCUUGAGAACAAAAUGAAGGACUUCUUCUGAGUACACUUAUCUAAUUCUAAUCAAACUGCUAAUUCAUGAUAUCGUGUUACUACCUAGUAAGUUUUAUUUUGUUCCGAAUUCAGAUUAGAAGUGAUUGCA
This is a messenger RNA of Lotus japonicus, 1279 nucleotides long. RefSeq names its product GDSL esterase/lipase EXL3-like. Gene Ontology annotation, cellular component: extracellular region. The transcript has 5 exons. The record is from RefSeq and is a predicted model, not a curated record. NCBI's taxonomy places the organism in Eukaryota, Viridiplantae, Streptophyta, Magnoliopsida, Fabales, Fabaceae. Bases 71 to 1180 code for a protein of 369 amino acids. Gene Ontology annotation, molecular function: hydrolase activity, acting on ester bonds.